Molecule: messenger RNA, 2182 nt
Organism: Syzygium oleosum
Lineage: Eukaryota; Viridiplantae; Streptophyta; Magnoliopsida; Myrtales; Myrtaceae
Product: protein DJ-1 homolog C
Exons: 9
Coding region: 17-1516 (499 amino acids)
Biological process (GO): protein deglycation, glyoxal removal; guanine deglycation, glyoxal removal
Cellular component (GO): nucleus; cytosol
Molecular function (GO): protein deglycase activity
Source: RefSeq, a predicted model, not a curated record
UUCAGAAUCAGCUCGGAUGGGAUACUUCCCUCUCCAAAGCGCCGGCGGAUGCUCCUUCCCGCAGAGCUCGAGCUCAGCAGCCAUGGAGUCUCUGUCGCCGUCCCUCCUCCCUCUGUAUCCGUCUCUCAAAUUCACGUCCCUUCGCAGACCCUCCUCGAUCUCGACGUCUGCGCCUGCGCUGCUCUCUUCUCCGACGCUCGCGUCCGCCACGUCCCCGCGAAGAAAAGCUCCCACGCAAGCGUCGAGGGAACGCUCUGCAAGACCCUCCAGGAGGCAGACGCCGUCUCCUCCUCCGCCUCCGAUUGUCUUAACGGCGGACGCCGCGGAAGCUCCUCCUCCCGUCGCGGCUAAGAAGGUCCUAAUACCAAUCGGAUAUGGCACAGAGGAAAUGGAAGCUGUGGUGCUAAUUGAUGUGCUUCGUCGAGCUGGUGCAAGUGUGACAGUGGCUUCUGUGGAGCCACAGCUCCAGAUUGAAGCCUCUGGUGGUGUUAAACUUGUCGCAGAUGUCUCAAUUUCAGAAUGCUGUGAUGAAGUUUAUGAUCUAGUGGCUUUGCCGGGAGGAAUGCCUGGUUCAGCACGGCUAAGGGAUUGCGAAAUCCUUCGAAAAAUCAUGAGCAAACAGGCUGAGGGACAGAGGUUAUAUGGAGCAAUAUGUGCUGCUCCUGCAGUCACACUUCUCCCCUGGGGACUUCUAAAAAGAAAGCAGACUACUUGUCACCCUGCAUUCUUUGACAAGCUCCCCACUUUUUGGGCCGUUAAAUCAAAUAUUCAAGUUUCAGGAGAGCUUACAACUAGCCGUGGUCCUGGAACUUCAUUCCUUUUUGCUCUGUCCUUAGUGGAGCAGCUCUUCGGUGAGUCUGUAGCUGCAGAAGUUGGACAAUCCUUGCUGAUGCACGAAGCCAAUGAUCAUUCUAAAAACAUAGAGUUCAACAAAGCUGAGUGGGUUGUGGACCAUACUCCUCGCGUCCUAAUUCCAAUUGCAAAUGGUUGUGAGGACAUUGAAAUGGUAACUAUAGUGGACAUUCUACGACGAGCCAAAGUAGAUGUGGUGGUUGCUUCAGUUGAAAGAAAUUUGCAGAUUUUGGCAUCGCAAGGCACAAAAAUUGUUGCCGACAAGUUAAUCGGUGAAGCUGCAGAAACAAGCUAUGACUUGAUCAUUCUUCCAGGAGAAACUGCUGGCUCUGACCGUUUACAUAAGUCCAGAAUUUUGAAAAAUCUGCUAGAAGAGCAAAAUUUGGCUGGAAGAGUAUAUGGAGCAAUCUGCUCUUCGCCAGCAAUCUUACACAGACAGGGGUUACUGAAGGAUAAGAGAGUCACUGCACAUCCGUCUGUUGCAAACAACCUUGCUUGUGAAGGAAUGGAUGGUGCUAAAGUGGUCAUUGACGGGAAGGUGAUCACGAGCAGUGGACUCGCAUCUGUCACAGAUUUUGCACUGGCUAUCAUUAGCAAACUUUUCGGCCACGGAAGGGCAAGAAGUGUUGCAGAAGGCCUCGUUUUUGAGUACCCCAGAAGUUAGGGAGGUCCAUGGGCUUACUCCACAGAGGUCUCAGUUUCCCGGCUCAUUAUCCCUCUACUAAGAGAACUAUGUUUUUGCAUGGACAAUGCUCUAAUGUGGGAUUUUAUGGUUCUUCAGCUGAAUGGAGAGAAAAAUUUUGUUUCUCCUGUAUUGCAGAAUCAUGUGAAAGCUGCUCAUUCUAGAGAAUUUCAUGCACUUCGCGCGGGUGCUGAUUGGCAGGUAAGAUAUUUACUUGCACUAUUCUGCCAUCGCCUAAUGUAGAUGGACUGUGGAUGAUUCAUUUGCUCCUGAUCCAAUCCUAUUUUCUAGAUAGACUGAUGAGGAAAAAGAAAGUGGGGAGAUGUCAAAACAAGCUAAGUGUAUCUGCAGAGCUGCUUUUACUUGGUUUAUCCUAUUUUUCAGCUGCAAAGGCUACGCAUCUAAUGGGAGAUCGAAGUUGGGAGUGUCUUUUUCUCGUUUCUUUCUGCAGAUGUUCUUUUUCUUUUGUUUUCUUGUUUUAGUCCGUAGUCUGAUGAUCCAGGUCUCUGAUGAGUGCUUCUUGUACAUACCCUCAUUUCUGUAGAAUUCGUACAGUUCGUAGACUCACCAUAUGUAUGUUUAGAUGGUCUCCUCUUUAUAUGAAUUAUCCACAGUUGAGAAAUGACAAACAAAUUCAGUUUUGUUUAA